Molecule: messenger RNA, 7973 nt
Organism: Egretta garzetta (little egret)
Lineage: Eukaryota; Metazoa; Chordata; Aves; Pelecaniformes; Ardeidae
Gene: GOLGA3
Product: golgin A3
Exons: 25
Coding region: 1753-6303 (1516 amino acids)
Source: RefSeq, a predicted model, not a curated record
CUGUGAGGAACUGCUGCGUUCCCGUGGCGUGCGUACAUCCGUGUGUGCCUGUGCUCAACGCAGGGGUACAAAAGGAUUUUGAAGCCAGAAUGCUCUAACCUUUAAUAUUUGGGAAUGAGAUGUACAGGAGAAAGCUGUUCUUCGUGACCCGUAUUGUUAAAAGAUGUUUUAUGACUGAGGUAGCAAAUCAUCUAACGUUGGCUAGAUUUUGCCGAGGUAUAAGCAGUCUAAAUUGUGCUUGCCUUUUGUCUGUAAUUCCUCUUUGUGACCUGUCACGUAGUAUCUAUUUGCCGUACAACGACUGUUCUUCCAGAGGUUUUAUUGUAAGCUUUAUUAUACAGAAGAGCUUUUAAAAUUAAUAACAAAUCACAGUGAAGGUAUUAAUCUUUCUGUUUGGUGGAGGUUUCUCUUUUAGAAAUGUGCUCCAGGUUUCUGGCUCCUUCAUGCCCCAACUACAUAAGGGUCACCUAUGUAAUCACCUAGUCCUGUGUCUCCUGAGCUGUUUGCAGCUUCAAUAACAUUUUGGAGAUGGCUGGCGGUGUUGUGGGGUGACCAGGGCAGUUUGGUACGGUAGCAGUUACACAAGUACUCUCUGAUGAUAAAGAAGGAAUGUUGCUCAAAAUGUUUGUGUUCGUAUAAAAAUGCUAUUAAAAUAUUCCUGACUUGACAUUCUCCCCAUAACUCCCCCUUCUUUUUUUUUAACUGGGGAUUUCUUAUAUUUCUUUAGUAAAUAGGAACCAUAACAUUUUGUAAUCUGAAUUCAGCUGUCAGUAACUAUCUGAAAGAAUUUAAAAACUUGAAGUGACUAUGUACAACAGCUUCUGUCAGAUUGUAUUAGUUGGCUCAGUCUAUACCCAAAGGUAAGAUAUGAAUGCCUGGAGAAUCAUUUGCAAAUUCUGUAAACUGUGUUUGGAAAUCCUCCUCUUGACUCAUCAUAGGAGAAGGCAGCGUUGAACUGCAGCCCAGGCCAUCUUAUGACUGCCAGCGUGUGCUGCAAUUAGUAGUUCAGGCUCUGUACAGUGAUACGUACUUGUUGCUCUGCAACAAAUAAGCAGUAAUGAUGUAAUAUAAUUUUAAAAAAUCAAAUCUGAAUUCCAUACUGCAUUCUAGCUAAAGUUGUUGGAACUUAAAUGGGAGCAGUUCCUUGGUAUGAAAGUCCAGACUGUAAUUUACAGUCUGCAACUCUGAAUGCUGUCUCACUUAUUAAAGCAGAGGCCAAAGAGGUAUUUCCAUUAAAAUGUACAGUGAUCUUAAAUCAGUUGUCUCACUGAAUAUUAUCUUGUUGCAUCAUUAUGCUGGUGUAUCAAUGCUACUAAAAAAAAAAGUGAUAAUAAAAGAGCUGUUAAGCAGAUCACUUCUUAGUUGCAAAACCCAGAUACUUGGUCAUAUUUCAUUGUCUCUGUUAUUACCCCAUGCCCUGGUUCUGUUUAUUGAAGUUGGGCUGAUGGGUAAUCUGUGAGCACUACUUUCAUUUUAACUCAUAUUUUCAAAGCUCUAAGAAAUGUUUGUAAGUUUACUACAUUUUGUUUCUAGAGGAUGCAGCUCCUUGGUGAUUACAAGUUUGGCUGCGAGCUGUUUUCGUGAUCUGGAAUUAUCGUCUGCCUGCUGCACACCAACAGCAAGCUUAGACCAGUGCUCCUGUGUAACAUCUUGAUGCUGUUGUUGCUGAUGGAGAGAAACAGGACUUGGUAGUUCACUUGGCGGCAAAUUGUUCAGAAGAAAAACUUGCCAGGGAUCUGGAUCAUUUUUACCAUGGACUCCUCAUCUGUCCAGCAGGAUGUUCACUUGGAGAACGAAAGCAGUAAUGGGGCCCCUGGCAGCUCUGAAGAACUUUUGGAUUGUAAAGCCAAGUCAGAUUUGCCAGUUACAACAGAAGUUAACACUACCAGUAUUAACAUCAACGAAGUGCCAAAUGAAGAGGGAAGUCUGGAGAUAAACAGCAAAGUGGACACCUGCCAGAAUGGGCCAGAGUCACUCUUCCCCGACUCUCCUGUAUCUUUUGACCCCACCAGCAGUGCACAGGGUCAAGAGUCAUCCCCAGGUGUGACUGGUUUCCAUGACAGCCUAAGGAAGUCUCAGGGAACUAGUGCUGAGGGCAUAGUUCUUAGAAAAGAAGCUUUGCAGUCUCUCAAACUAAGUCUUCCCAUGCAAGAAACUGAAUUGUGCUCAGUAGAGUCUUCACUCCCAUUGGAGAAAGAAGAACAAAUAAGACUUCAAGCAAGGAGACGGUUAGAAGAACAGCUCAAACAAUACCGAGUGAAAAGACAUCAAGAAAGAUCGAAUCAGUCUACAUCCAAAAACCGUCCCUCCAGCACCCUGGAUCCUGAGCUGAUGUUAAAUCCAGAAAUCUUGCCAAGAGCUAGCACUGUAGCAAUGACAAAAGAAUACUCCUUUAUGCGGACCAGUGUCCCGAGGGGGCCGAAACUGGGUAGUUUGGGACUUCCAGCAUCCUCAAAAGAGAGAAGUUCAAAAUCUAAGCCCAGUAAGAUCCGGUCCUUGGCUGACUACAGAACUGAAGAUUCAGACUCUAGAAACACUGCUGGGAAUUUUGUGGCUACUGAUUUAUCUGCUGGGACUCUGAAGCAAAGCAGAAGCGGUCCAACAUCGGUUGUUUCUGAGAUUAGUCUACCCUCUGACACAGAUGAUCGAAUAGAGAAUUCCUCCUUGGCAGGAGACAGUGUUUCAGAAAUUGAUGGGAGUGAAGUGGGAAUGAGGCUGGAUGGAAAUGAGAGUGACAGCUCGACCUACAGCAGCGUGUCAGGAAAAGGGCUGUAUAACAGUUUACAGAAUGCAGAAGGCAAACAGGGUAUUCCAUAUACAAUAAACGGUCAGAAGAUACAUCCUGAUGCAAUGGGGCAAUUUCCUUCCAUCAGUGAGGUGCUACAGGCUGCGGCAGUGGAGCAUCAAGCCCAAGAGCAAGAAGUUAAUGGGGAAGUACGGAGCAGGAGAGACAGUAUUUCUAGCAGUGUUUCUAUGGAGAGCUCUAUCGCAGGAACUCAUGACGAAAUGUUGCAGGUUCUGAAGGAAAAGAUGAGACUUGAAGGGCAACUGGAAGCACUCUCACUAGAAGCUAAUCAGGCUCUCAAAGAGAAGACUGAACUACAAGCCCAACUUGCAGCUUUGAACAUGAAGCUUCAGGCACAGAUGGAGCACAGCCAAAACAGCCAGCAAAAGCAGGAAUCUCUGAGCUCAGAAGUGGCCACAUUAAAGCAGUCUUGCUGGGAUCUGGAACGAGCGAUGGCUGACCUGCAAAAUACCUUGGAAGCAAAGAAUGCUAGUUUGGCUUCUUCAAAUAAUGAUUUGCAGUUAGCAGAGGAGCAGUACCAAAGACUCCUACUGAAGGUUGAAGAUAUGCAAAAAAAUGUUCUCACCAGAGACAGCACAGUUCAUGAUCUGCGACAGCAGCUGGCUUCCUUACAGAACCAGCUUCAGAAGGUGCAGUUGGAACGGACCACACUGACCAAUAAGCUAAAGGCAUCUGAAACAGAAAUCUCAUCGCUCCAAAAUGUGCGACAGUGGUACCAGCAGCAGCUUGUGCUAGCACAGGAGGCCCGUGUCAGGCUACAGAGCGAGAUGGCCAAUAUACAGGCUGGGCAGAUGACUCAAGCAGGUAUGUUGGAACAUCUCAAACUAGAGAACGUGGCAUUGUCUCAGCAGCUGACUGAAACCCAGCACAGAUCCAUUAAAGAAAAGGAACGUAUUGCAGCACAGCUGCAAAAUAUUGAGGCUGACAUGUUAGAUCAAGAAGCUGCCUUUAUGCAGAUCCAGGAGGCUAAAACUAUGGUGGAAGAAGACUUGCAGAGAAAACUAGAGGAGUUUGAGGAUGAGAAAGAACAGCUUCAGAAAAUGGCUGAUUCUGCAGCAACAUUGGAGCAAGAAUUGGAACAGGUCAAGUUGACUUUGCAUCAGCGAGAUCUGCAGCUUGAAUCUUUACAGCAAGAACACCUAGACUUAAUGAAGCAAUUCACUCUGACCCAAGAGACACUGCACACCAAAGAGCAGUCCCUGGAUGACCUGCAAACACAGUAUGAUGAACUGAAGGCCAGACUAGAGGAGUUCCAAAGUGAUGCUACUUCUAAAGAUGAUAUGAUCCAGUAUUUGCAGAAUGAGAAGAUUGUCCUGGAAGUAGCUCUGCAGGCAGCAAAAGCAAGCAAAGAGCAACUUGACGAAGGAGCAAUGCGUCUUGGGGAAGAUACAGAAGUAGCAUCAGAAAUCUUGGAACAACUGAGGCAAGAAAUGGCAAUCAAGUCAACCCAGGUAGAAAAUCUGCAACAAGAAAAUGCCAGCCUUAAAAAACAGGUUCAAAAAGUGAAGGAACAGUUCCUGCAGCAGAAGGUAAUGGUGGAAGCUUAUCGAAGAGAUGCAAGUUCUAAGGACCAGCUGAUCAGCGAACUAAAAGCUACAAAGAAGCGUCUGGACUCAGAAGUGAAAGAGUUAAAACGAGAGCUACUGAAAAUUCAAGUUGAAAAACAGUCACUUGAAUCUGAACAUUCAAAACUACAGAAGGAAGUAUCUCAGGUUCACCAGCAGAUGGUGGAAAUAGAAAAUCAUCUUCAGUCAGUGCAGAAAGAACGAGACGAUAUGGAAACACGCCUACAGUCUUUGCAGUUCGAUAAGGAACAAAUGGUAUCCCUCACUGAGGCAAACCAGGUGUUAAAACAGCAAGUAGAACAAAUGCAAGAAGAAGCAAAAAAGGCCAUUACUGAGCAGAAACAGAAAAUGAAGCGUCUAGGGUCAGAUCUGACGAGUGCUCAGAAAGAGAUGAAAGCAAAACAUAAAGCCUAUGAGAAUGCAGUUAGCAUUCUUAGUCGUCGGCUGCAGGAAUCUCUUGCUGCAAAGGAGUUUGCUGAAGCGGAGUUGAGCAAACUAAAAGCACAAAUCACUGAUGGUGGAAACAACCAGAUUGCUCAAGAAAGGAUUCAAGCUCUGGAAACAGAAUUGCAAGCUGUUAGCAGCAGUAAGUUGAUGCUGGAAAAAGAGUUGCAAGAAGUGAUUUCACUUACCAGCCAGGAACUUGAAGAAUACAGAGAGAAAGUGCUGGAACUUGAGGAUGAGCUUCAGGAAUCUAGAGGCUUCAGGAAGAAGAUAAAACGUUUAGAAGAAAUUAAUAAGAAGUUGGCCCUUGAACUGGAGCAUGAACGUGGAAAACUUACAGGUCUUAGUCAGUCCAAUGCUGCUUUGCGGGAGCACAACAAUAUCCUAGAAACAGCAUUAGCAAAAAGAGAGGCAGACUUGGUACAACUGAAUCUACAGGUUCAGGCAGUCCUAAAGCGGAAAGAGGAAGAGGAUCAGCAAAUGCAGCAACUUAUUCAAGCUUUACAGGCUUCCUUAGAGAAAGAAAAGUCAAAAGUUAAAGACCUUAAGAAGCAGGAAGCAGCAGCCAAAGCAGAUGCAGCACAUAACCGCCGUCAUUACAGAGCUGCUGUGCUUGAGCUCAGUGAAAUCAAGAAAGAGCUACAUGCCAAAGAACAGCUUGUCCUAGCCCUUCAGGUUGAAGUGGACAAACUGCAGGUAGAAGAUGAAAAACAUUCCCAGGAGGUAUCACAGUUUCAGCAAGAGCUGGCAGAAGCCAGGUCUCAGCUCCAACUUCUGCAGAAAAAGCUGGAUGACAAGCUUAGUGAACAGCCUGUAGUAAACCAAGAGGUGGAAGACCUCAAGUGGGAAGUGGAACAAAAAGAAAGAGAAAUUGAAACACUUAAGCAGCAGCUGGAUAUGAGUGAGCAGCGCAGCCGCAAGGAGUUAGAAGGGAUACAAGUUGUCAUGCAGAAUAUCAAGACUGAGUUGGAAAUGGUGAGGGAAGACCUGUCAGCGACUCAGAAGGAUAAGUUUAUGCUGCAGGCUAAAGUGACUGAACUGAAGAACAGCAUGAAGUCUCUGCUGCAGCAGAACCAACAACUGAAGUUGGACCUGAAGCAUGGCAAGAUGAAGAAGAGGAAGGAACUGAAAGGAGAGAAUAACUCUUCAAAUCCUGUGACUCCAGUCAAGAUUCCUGAUUGUCCAGUGCCUGCUGCCUUGCUGGAAGAGCUGUUGAAACCAUCGACAGCUGUGAGCAAGGAGCCUUUAAAAAAUCUGAACAGCUGUCUCCGGCAAUUAAAGCAAGAAAUGGACAGCCUUCAGCGCCAGAUGGAGGAACACACCAUUACAGUACAUGAAUCAAUGUCUUCGUGGACUCAGAUCGAGGGGCAGCUAAUGGACCUUACGUCUACCAGUCCUGCAACUGCAGCAGACCAGCAGGAGAUUACUACUCUAGAUGAAAAGAAACAGAAUUGUAGUGUUAGUGACAAGGAAGCUUUGACACUAUAACCUCCUUAUCAGUUGUCUUUCCUCCUAUUGCUUUAAUUAUGUAAACAAAUCUUUAUCAAAAUUAUUUAUUUAUUUCAUUUUUAAAAAUGGUGUUCAGAGUUGUGCUUUUGCCUGUAGAAGCAAAGGGCAUGGUUUUGAGAAACUGGUGUAAUACUAAAUGCAGAACAUGCUAUUCCAAGGGUUUGUUUGAAACCUUACCAUAAUAAUUCUGUCAUGUUGGGACUGCCAAGUGGUAAAUGUAGCACAUUUUGGGGUUUAGGAAGAGAUUCAGAUGAAGGUUUACAAAGAGGUCAAGAAGAACAUCUGGUUCCAGGUCUGUAUUUGUUCAAUCUGGGUGAAUUUGUUAAAGACUGACUGUUAAUUAUGUAACAUCUGGGGUUUGGUGUGCGUUUUUUGGCUUUUUGGGUUUUUUGUUUGUUUGUUUUAAUUUGGGAGGGGCAGGAGGGUGUGUUUUUUUCCCCCAUCUUGGGUUGUAUCCAAAUGACGGGGAAAAAUAAGUUCUGCUCAUGUUCAGCCAUUAGCAGCAGUUCAGAACUGGAUAUUCUGAGCGUCCUCUCUCUUUCCACCUGUAAUCUCUUAUUCUUGAAAGUCAGAUUACAGAUAUCUGCAUUUAAAGAAAAGAAAAAAAUUCAUUUGAAGCCAUUUCUAGUUAUGAAGAUGACCUCUGACCUAUAGCAAAAGAAACAAGACUGUAAAGACAAGCAAUGUGGACCGGUAUGUAUCGUUGGCAGAUUUGCCUGGGAUGUUUUCUGAAGUAUCAGUUUUUUUCUUACAGUCGCAGGCCAGUAGGGAGCUUUUGCUUCACUGCACAAACACUUCUUGCACCUUUUUAGUUCAACUGUUGAAGUAGACACCCUUAAAAAAGUGCAGGGCUGCAUUUUCUCCCAAGCUCCUUAUAAAGACAUAGAAGCUUAUACAAUCAAGUAGUCUUAGAUGCAUGUUUUUCCUUUUAAAGAUGAGGGAGCUGAAGUGCUCAGCUUAGAGUUCUGCAUUGACCCACCUGUCUCUAUGAAAGUACCCGGACACUAGGUAUUUGCAUUUUAUAUUCACCAUGUGUUUUUUCCACAAACAGCAGCACCAUGCCAUUUCCUUAAAUGAAGGACAGACAGUGAGACUUGAGGGUCUAAAUCUAGUGAGGUACUAAGUCAAUUAACUUAAGGAAGUCACUGGGAAGCCUCCUAGAAGGAGCACGCAGCAUGUGAUGAAAGCAAGGCCUUUUCUUUGAAGCUCAUCAGCUUAAUUCUUAAUUAUCUGGAGAAACAGUUGCUGUUUUAUUAAAAAGCCUCACCCUGAGGCUGAGCAUGGUUGCUCUACAAAGCUUCAGGCCUCUGCUGUCUAGGCAAUAAAACAAACUAGUUUAUAGGAGUGAAAACUGCCUCCCCUCUGCCUGGCUGUAGCACUGCCAAAUACAUCAGAGGAAAAUCUGAAGAAUAAUCUUAGAGAUUUUUCUUUUCCUUUUUCAAGCACUGCAUUAGAAUGUAUUUUCUGGGUCUGUUUCUUCAGUGGUUGCUGCCUACUGAACCAAGUCUUUUUGAUGAAGGAGAAAUGUCCCUGUAAUGAGAGAAUGUUUCCCAAGUGACGAAAGUUGGUAAAUGCCACAGCAUUACUUUUUCAGAUGCUGUUGUGUUUUUGAGGAGUCUUGAAUAAUUGUGCAUUUAAAAAAAAAAAAA